Messenger RNA from Histoplasma capsulatum G186AR, 561 nucleotides. RefSeq lists its product as uncharacterized. The transcript is spliced from 2 exons. The coding region runs from base 1 to 561 and encodes 186 amino acids. Lineage: Eukaryota; Fungi; Ascomycota; Eurotiomycetes; Onygenales; Ajellomycetaceae. The record is from RefSeq and is a predicted model, not a curated record.
AUGGAUCUCGGCCUUAUCGCCCGAAACGAUGACUUUCCUUUCGCCUUUUUUUUUAAAAUAUUACUUUCUUUUCCUUUGGUUCUCCCGGGGCAAAAAGACCCGACGAGGAGGGCUGGGCUGGUGAUUGGAUGCGACUUCCGCCCAGUCGCAUAUUCUUGCUUAGCUUUUUGGUUGUCGAAAGCGUUGUCUGUUUCUGUUGGCGGUCGAUCAACGGGCUGCCUGCCAAACUUCAACUUCAACCCUGGUGGUCUUCUGAAUUCCUGUUGCGUUGAACGAGAAGAAAAACCAAUUCCCAUUGAUACCUAUACCUUUGCCUAUACCUAUACCUAUACCCAUACCUCCGCAGUACACGGCAUAUGCGUCCUCUGCUCAGUCCGUCGAACAAGAACAACCUCUGCUGAGGCGACACCGGGGCAACAAAAGGAAAAAUCCCGCAUGUGGAGAAUCGCAACGCGAGCACACGACAAAGACGAGACGAGACGAGCCACCCAGAGCCAGGAGCCGUCCAGUCUUCGAGUUAGUUAUCGUUUUCCAGAGUCACAAAUAUCGACAAGCCAAUAA